This is a messenger RNA of Aspergillus nidulans FGSC A4, 768 nucleotides long. RefSeq names its product translin. Gene Ontology annotation, molecular function: GU repeat RNA binding; RNA binding; single-stranded telomeric DNA binding. The coding region runs from base 1 to 768 and encodes 255 amino acids. NCBI's taxonomy places the organism in Eukaryota, Fungi, Ascomycota, Eurotiomycetes, Eurotiales, Aspergillaceae. The record is from RefSeq and is a predicted model, not a curated record. Gene Ontology annotation, biological process: RNA metabolic process. The transcript is spliced from 7 exons. Gene Ontology annotation, cellular component: nucleus; cytoplasm.
AUGAUUGAUCGCGUCAUUUUCGAGAAUCUCCAAGCCAAGAUUGACGAGGAGGCGGCCGUCAGAGAUGAGCUCCGUGACAUUGUGCAAAAUCUCUCGCGAAAAGGCCGAUCUACUCAAGCUGUGCUCUCUCGCGCUCAUUCUACACCCGAGGCGCAGUUACAGCCUGUCCUCGACGAUGCAACCAAGGAAAUCCUCGCCCAGAAGGAAGAAAUCACCCGCUUGAAGGCCGUGGCCGACAGGCACCCCUUCUACAAGUACAACGGGGUUUGGUCGCGCGAUCUGCAGAAUCUCGUUGCAUCCAUUGAGCUAUGCGCGUGGCUCGGCGGGCUCCAGGAGUUCAAAGGCUCUGAAUCGGCUUCAUUCUUGACCAUGGAGGAGGUGGGGAAGUUUCUUGAGAGUAUGGCUCUACUUUGUCACUUCGAUUGCGUCUCGGCUUGGUAUCUAACUCGCAUUCGCGCAGUUCCCGUUAACCUCAAGGAGGAAGACGCGUUCCAUCUCACAUUGGAGGAGUAUCUUCUUGCGCUGAUUUCCAUGAUUGAAGAGCUGGCCCGUCUUGCUGUUAACGCGGUUACCCUUGGCGAUUACGGCCGUCCUACGGUGAUUGGUAAUUUCAUCAAGGAACUGUUCAAUGGAUUUCAGUUGUUAAAUCUGAAGAACGAUGUGCUACGGAAAAGGAGUGAUGCGAUCAAGUAUAGUGUCAAGAAAGUAGAGGAUGUGGUGUAUGAUCUCUCAUUGCGAAACUUGAUCCCCAAGGGCCAGGGUGUUUAG